This is a messenger RNA of Puccinia graminis f. sp. tritici CRL 75-36-700-3, 1803 nucleotides long. RefSeq names its product actin-like protein 3. The transcript is spliced from 9 exons. Lineage: Eukaryota; Fungi; Basidiomycota; Pucciniomycetes; Pucciniales; Pucciniaceae. The coding region runs from base 112 to 1437 and encodes 441 amino acids. The record is from RefSeq and is a predicted model, not a curated record. Gene Ontology annotation, molecular function: actin filament binding. Gene Ontology annotation, cellular component: actin cortical patch; Arp2/3 protein complex. Gene Ontology annotation, biological process: Arp2/3 complex-mediated actin nucleation.
CUUCAUACACUUUCCACGAUAAACUUGAACUAGGCAAAACCAUUAUCCCGUUGAGGAUAACCGUUCCAUAGCAAUCGAGACGUCUUCAAGAACGCCGGAUAACCUCGCAGGAUGUCUCGGCUUGCUCCUCUAGUGAUCGACAAUGGAACUGGAUACAGCAAGAUGGGUUUUGCUGGAAACUCAGAUCCAUCGUUUGUGUUUCCAACAGCGAUUGCCACCCGUGGUACAUCAGGUGGUGGAAGUGCAUCAGGACCAUCGAUCACCGGUCGACCUUCGAUCCCUUCCAAGCCUGGCGCACUAUCGGCCUCCUCGAACAUUGCUACCAAACGAGGGAUCGACGAUCUAGACUUUUUUAUUGGCGACGAAGCAAUCGCAAAUAGUAAAACUUAUAACGUCAACUAUCCGAUCAGACAUGGUCAGAUCGAAGACUGGGAUCUCAUGGAACGAUUUUGGCAGCAAACAAUAUUCAAAUAUCUCAGGGCUGAGCCGGAGGAUCACCACGUGUUAUUGACAGAGCCACCGAUGAAUGCACCCGAGAACCGCGAGCAAACUGCGGAAAUCAUGUUUGAAGGUUUGAACAUCCAAGGGCUUUACAUUGCCGUUCAGGCGGUCCUUGCACUAGCUGCCAGUUGGUCCAGUAACAAAGUGACUGACCGAACUUUGACGGGCACAGUCAUUGAUUCCGGAGAUGGUGUAACCCACGUAAUUCCUGUGGCAGAAGGAUACGUCAUCGGGUCCUCGAUCAAACAUAUCCCGAUCGCCGGACGAGAUAUCACCUAUUUUGUACAACAGUUACUCAGGGAUCGCAAUGAAUCCUUAAACAUCCCAGUCGACGAGUCUCUGAGGAUUGCUGAGAAGAUCAAAGAGGAUUACGGAUAUGUCUGUGGCGAUAUGGUUAAGGAGUUCCGAAAAUACGACAGUGAACCAGAAAAGUAUAUCAUCAAGCAUGAAGGCUUUGAUACUCGAACUAACAAGGCUUACACUCUUGAUGUGGGAUACGAAAGGUUUUUGGCGGCCGAAGUGUUCUUCAAUCCCGAAAUUUAUAGCUCGGAUUUCCUGACUCCACUACCCGAGGUCGUCGAUAACGUGAUUCAAACUAGUCCAAUUGAUGUCCGUCGAGGAUUGUAUAAGAACAUCGUGUUAUCUGGUGGGUCGACGAUGUAUGAUCAUUUCGGACGUCGACUUCAGCGUGAUUUGAAAUCGAUAGUAGACGAUCGGCUUUAUGCUUCUGAGGUAGCUAGUGGUGGAUUAAUCAAGUCAUCCGGAAUGGAUGUCAAUGUGAUCACCCAUAAGCGUCAACGUUAUGCCGUGUGGUUUGGUGGUAGUCUAAUGGCUUCAACACCUGAGUUUUACAGUCACUGCCACUCGAAAGCAGAUUACAUGGAAUACGGGCCUUCGAUUUGCAGAAGAUAUCAAAUCUUUGGCUCGGCCGUUUAGGCUGCAUCUUAAAUUAUCAUCCUUCUUAAAAUAACUGUUGCAUCAAUCGCAUUCGGUUUUAUUUUCCAUCCAUUUUCAUCGAUUCUCGGCUUGAUGAGUUGGCAGCACAAGCUCCUCAAGCUUGCAGUAUUGUCAGAUAUAACUCUCUUUGUAUUUUUUUUAAAAAAUCUCAGUGGCACGGUUCUUGCAGACACUCCAAGCCAAUCACAUGUCAACAUCAUUGGUUUUUCAUGCUUUUUUAAUAAAAAAAACCUUCCCAUCAAUAACAACAUUCAGUUAGACACCAAUGAAUACCUCGAAGGGGCUAGAUAAUUUCACUUCCUGAAUCUGAAGAAUCUUUGGCUUGUUGUCACAAAGAAACUUGAU